Molecule: messenger RNA, 1032 nt
Organism: Suillus bovinus
Lineage: Eukaryota; Fungi; Basidiomycota; Agaricomycetes; Boletales; Suillaceae
Exons: 2
Coding region: 91-915 (274 amino acids)
Biological process (GO): nuclear DNA replication; mitotic DNA damage checkpoint signaling; mitotic DNA replication checkpoint signaling
Cellular component (GO): spliceosomal complex; nucleus
Molecular function (GO): zinc ion binding; nucleic acid binding
Source: RefSeq, a predicted model, not a curated record
CGAGGCUUUCGUCAUGGUGAUCGUUGCCUAAAGUGGUAUGCUGAUAUAAUCAACUCCGUUCAGCCACGGAGCAAACUCAGAGUCUCAACCAUGGCAGACGUCCGUGCCCUACUGAAAGCCAAACGCCAAGAAGCAAGAGUAACUCAUCCACUAGCGUCCUAUACGACAACUGGACAAUUGCGAUGCUCUGUCUGCGGAACGAAUAUUAAGCAUGCAUCUGCUUGGGACGGUCAUCUCGGCAGCAAAGCACACCGUACCAACGUGUCUCGCGCUAAAGAAGAGGAAAGGGUUAGGGAACAGCAACAAGCUGCUCAGGGGGCUCAUGCUACUAAAAGAAAGGCAGUCGAAGAUGCACCUGGCGAAGAUGCAGUCAAGAAGCAGAAAAUAGAGCCUACUACCUCAACGCCUCGUUCUAACACGUUUCCGUUAGACUUCUUCUCUGACCCCUCAAAAGCAUUACCACCCCUCUCAGAUGAUUCGGAUGACGAAGAGCUCAACUUAUCUAUCGUUGCUCCUGCGCAGGAGUCUGGGUUACACACUGUUGCCGUGGCACAGCCAGAGCUUGACCAAGAGUGGAUCAAGUUCCAACAGAUCGUCAUUAAUGCGCCUGAUGCAAACGAGACAUAUGACCGGGCGACUGUAUUUGCGGAGCCGGAUCUCGUUCCUGACGUGGCAGAAGGUUUCCCUCCCCUGCAGGGUGAGAAGGAUGCUCCAGAAGUUGAGGCUAAACUAGACCCGGACGAGGAAAGGCGGAGGAAGGAUCAGGAUGAAAAGGAAAUGAUCAUGGACCGCUUAUUGGAUGAAGAGAGGGCGCAGGAAGAGGCGGAUAUGAAAGUCAGUGUACUGAAAAGCAGGUUGGAGGCAUUGAGGAUAAAACGAGAGGCUGCACGGACCAAACCAAAAAUUAUGGUGUAGUGUCAUAUACCGUGAUUUAAUUCUAUGGCGUAUAUUUUGGCGUCUCCCCAGUGCCAGUGCUCCAUCCGACCAUGGGCCUCGUCCAGACUCCACGCGCGCUUGUUCGCACAUUUAUUU